This is a messenger RNA of Aspergillus novofumigatus IBT 16806, 411 nucleotides long. RefSeq lists its product as uncharacterized. The record is from RefSeq and is a predicted model, not a curated record. The coding region runs from base 1 to 411 and encodes 136 amino acids. NCBI's taxonomy places the organism in Eukaryota, Fungi, Ascomycota, Eurotiomycetes, Eurotiales, Aspergillaceae. The transcript has 2 exons.
AUGCUACGGAACCAGCUACGGAACCAGUCGAUGGCCAGCCUCCCGCAUGGGCUGAGGUUUGUAAUCACCGAGCCCAUUGUAACAUUGGCUGACCCGGUCUUCAAGUGCCGCCCAGAGCUAUGUGAUGCUCUUCCCUGGUUCCGUGCAGUUCAAGGUGGUUCUUACCACUGUGACCACCUGUGCUGGGGGUUCUUGCUGGACGCUGACUGUGGUAUUCGAUCAUACAUCGAUGAAGAGGUGGUAAUUACAAGGGUCGGAGGCGGUUGCACUAAGGACGCAGAGGGCAACCUCAUCCUCGUUAGAGAUCAAGGCAGCGAUGAUAGUGCUGUCAGUAGUCUCGUUAACAGUAUGAAUCUGAAGGUUCCUGUGGGCCUUAUCAUAGGUGAAUCUUCUUUCUUGCAGCCAGAGUAA